GCAAAGUGGCCCUUCCUCACCCACGACAAAUGAUUUGAAAAAGAACUACAUGGGAAUGGCUUGCCUUACAAUGACAGAAAUGGAAGAAACAUCAUUACCUAUACAUCAGAAUGGUAAUAUUCCUGGCAACGCUAAUACUGUGACACAAAUAGAUCCAGUUUUACAAGUGUAUCUUUAUCACUCGCUUGGGAAAGCUGAGGGAGAUUACUUGAAGUUUCCAACUGGGGAAUAUGUUGCUGAAGAAAUUUGUAUUGCUGCUUCUAAAGCUUGUGGAAUUACCCCUGUGUAUCACAGUAUGUUUGCUUUAAUGAAUGAAACUGAAAGGAUCUGGUAUCCACCUAAUCAUGUCUUCCAUAUAGAUGAAUCAGUGGGGCACAAUGUACUCUACAGGAUAAGAUUUUACUUCCCAUACUGGUAUUGUAAUGGCAGCAACAGAACCUAUCGACAUGGAAUAUCUCGAGGUGCUGAAGUUCCUCUUCUUGAUGAUUUUGUCAUGUCUUACCUUUUCGCUCAGUGGCGACAUGAUUUUGUGCAUGGAUGGAUCAAAGUACCCGUGACUCAUGAAACACAGGAAGAAUGUCUUGGCAUGGCAGUGUUAGAUAUGAUGAGAAUAGCCAAAGAAAAAGAUCAAACUCCACUGGAUGUCUAUAACUCUAUCAGCUACAAGACUUUUUUACCAAAAUGUGUGCGAGCAAAGAUUCAAGACUAUCAUAUUUUGACAAGGAAGCGAAUAAGGUAUAGAUUUAGAAGAUUUAUUCAGCAGUUCAGCCAGUGCAAAGCCACUGCCAGAAACUUGAAACUUAAGUAUCUUAUAAAUUUGGAAACUCUUCAGUCUGGCUUCUACACAGAACAAUUUGAAGUAAAAGAACCGGGAAGAGGUCCUUCAGGUGAGGAGAUUUUUGCAACCAUUAUAAUAACUGGAAACGGUGGAAUUCAGUGGUCAAGAGGGAAACAUAAAGAAAGUGAGACACUGAAAGAACAGGAUUUACAGUUAUAUUGUGAUUUUCCUGAUAUUAUUGAUGUCAGUAUUAAACAGGCAAGCCAAGAAAGCUCAAAUGAAAGCAGAAUUGUAACUAUCCAUAAGCAAGAUGGGAAAAAUCUGGAAAUUGAACUACUUUCACUAAGAGAAGCUUUGUCCUUUGUGUCAUUAAUUGAUGGAUAUUAUAGAUUAACUGCAGAUGCACAUCAUUAUCUUUGUAAGGAAGUUGCACCUCCAAUGGUUCUUGAGAAUAUACAAAGCAACUGUCAUGGCCCAAUUUCAAUGGAUUUUGCCAUCAGUAAACUGAAGAAAGCAGGUAAUCAGACUGGACUAUAUGUACUUCGCUGCAGUCCUAAGGAUUUUAAUAAAUAUUUUUUGACUUUCGCUGUUGAGAGAGAAAAUGUCACUGAAUACAAGCAUUGCUUGAUUACCAAAAAUGAAAAUGGAGAAUACAACCUUACUGGUACUAAAAAGAACUUCAAUAAUCUUAAAGAUCUUUUGAAUUGCUACCAGAUGGAAACUGUUCGCUCAGAUAGUAUAAUUUUCCAGUUUACUAAAUGUUGCCCUCCAAGGCCAAAAGAUAAAUCAAAUCUUCUAGUCUUCAGAACCAAUGGUGUUUCUGAUGUACCAAUCUCACCAACAUUGCAAAGACAUAAUAAUGUUAACCAAAUGGUAUUUCAUAAAAUCAGAAAUGAAGAUUUGAUAUUUAAUGAAAGUCUUGGCCAAGGCACUUUUACAAAAAUUUUUAAAGGUGUAAGAAGAGAAGUGGGAGACUAUGGUCAGCUGUAUGAAACAGAAGUUCUUUUGAAAAUUCUGGAUAAAGCACAUAGAAAUUAUUCAGAGUCUUUCUUUGAAGCAGCAAGCAUGAUGAGCCAACUUUCUCAUAAGCAUCUGGUUUUAAAUUAUGGAGUAUGUGUUUGUGGAGAGGAGAAUAUCCUUGUUCAGGAGUUUGUAAAAUUUGGAUCACUAGAUACUUAUUUGAAGAAGAAUAAAAAUUCUAUAAAUAUAUUAUGGAAACUUGAAGUGGCUAAACAGUUGGCAUGGGCCAUGCAUUUUCUAGAAGAAAAACUCCUUACUCAUGGGAAUGUGUGUGCCAAAAAUAUUCUACUUAUUAGAGAAGAAGACAGGAAGACAGGAAAUCCUCCUUUCAUCAAACUUAGUGAUCCUGGCAUUAGUAUUACAGUUUUGCCUAAGGACAUUCUUCAGGAGAGAAUACCAUGGGUACCACCUGAAUGCAUUGAAAAUCCUAAAAAUUUAAACUUGGCAACAGAUAAAUGGAGUUUUGGUACCACUUUGUGGGAAAUCUGCAGUGGAGGAGAUAAACCUCUCAGUGCUCUGGAUUCUCAAAGAAAGCUACAGUUUUAUGAAGAUAGGCACCAACUCCCUGCACCAAAAUGGACAGAACUAGCAAAUCUUAUUAAUAAUUGUAUGGACUAUGAAGCAGAUUUUAGACCUUCUUUCAGAGCCAUAAUACGAGAUCUUAAUAGUUUGUUUACACCAGAUUAUGAAUUAUUAACAGAAAAUGACAUGCUGCCAAAUAUGCGCAUAGGUGCCUUAGGGUUUUCUGGUGCUUUUGAAGACCGUGAUCCUACACAAUUUGAAGAGAGACAUUUGAAAUUUUUACAACAACUUGGCAAGGGAAAUUUUGGAAGUGUGGAAAUGUGCCGCUAUGACCCCUUACAAGACAAUACUGGUGAGGUGGUGGCUGUGAAGAAACUCCAGCACAGCACUGAAGAGCACCUCAGAGACUUUGAAAGGGAAAUCGAAAUCCUUAAAUCCCUGCAGCAUGACAACAUUGUAAAGUACAAGGGAGUAUGUUACAGUGCUGGCCGGCGUAAUCUAAGAUUAAUUAUGGAAUAUUUGCCAUAUGGAAGUUUACGAGACUAUCUCCAAAAACAUAAAGACCGUAUAGAUCAUAAAAGACUUCUGCAGUAUACAUCCCAGAUAUGCAAGGGCAUGGAGUAUCUUGGUACAAAAAGGUAUAUUCACAGGGAUCUGGCAACAAGGAAUAUAUUGGUGGAGAAUGAAACCAGAGUUAAAAUAGGAGAUUUUGGUUUAACAAAGGUCUUACCACAAGACAAAGAAUACUACAAAGUGAAAGAACCUGGUGAAAGUCCCAUAUUCUGGUAUGCUCCAGAAUCACUGACAGAGAGCAAGUUUUCUGUAGCAUCAGAUGUUUGGAGCUUUGGAGUAGUUCUAUAUGAGCUUUUUACUUAUAUUGAGAAAAGUAAAAGUCCACCAGCGGAAUUUAUGCGUAUGAUAGGUAAUGACAAGCAAGGACAGAUGAUUGUGUUUCAUUUGAUAGAACUCCUAAAGAAUAAUGGGAGAUUACCAAGGCCUGAUGGAUGCCCUGAUGAGAUUUACAUGAUCAUGACAGAAUGCUGGAACAAUAAUGUAAAUCACCGCCCCUCUUUCAGAGACCUAGCUCUUCGAGUUGAUCAAAUAAGGGACAAUAUGACUGGAUGAAAGAAAUGAACAAUUUCACUGAAGACCAAAAUGGGCCUAUCUAACAAAGUCUUGCAUUUCACAUUGCUGUGGACUGUUCUACACAUCAAUGUAUUAUGGAAAUCAUGAUGCUAAACAGCAAAUAUGUGGGGAUAUUUGUUAAAAUCCUCACAGUUUGUGAUUUUUUUUCUUCAUGAAGUUACCAGUGUAAGAUAUUAAGUCAAUUGCAAAUUUUUU
Molecule: messenger RNA, 3661 nt
Organism: Suncus etruscus (white-toothed pygmy shrew)
Lineage: Eukaryota; Metazoa; Chordata; Mammalia; Eulipotyphla; Soricidae
Gene: JAK2
Product: Janus kinase 2
Exons: 24
Coding region: 50-3445 (1131 amino acids)
Biological process (GO): cell differentiation; intracellular signal transduction; cytokine-mediated signaling pathway
Cellular component (GO): membrane; cytosol; cytoskeleton
Molecular function (GO): cytokine receptor binding; histone binding; non-membrane spanning protein tyrosine kinase activity
Source: RefSeq, a predicted model, not a curated record